GAACCAUUCGAUCAAUGCUGGACCUCCAUCAAGAAGAACGGCGUCGACACCGUGGCCACCGGCGCGAGAGCUUGCCGUUUCAGGCUCACGCGCAAGCAGGAGAACAAGCCGCCCAUGCACGGCGCGACGUUCGCAGUUGGCCAGUCGCACCUUUCCCUCGAGCCCGCCCUCAUCAAGUUCUUCCUGAAGAUCGGGGGCGUCCGCAAGUUCGGGGCAGCCCCGAAAGGGGCCCUCGAGCGCGACGCGCAGAAGCUCCUGGACAAGCUGGAGGGCAAGUGA
Messenger RNA from Prorocentrum cordatum, 279 nucleotides. The record is from the annotation of a GenBank genome assembly. NCBI's taxonomy places the organism in Eukaryota, Dinophyceae, Prorocentrales, Prorocentraceae.